Molecule: messenger RNA, 4304 nt
Organism: Arvicanthis niloticus (Nile rat)
Lineage: Eukaryota; Metazoa; Chordata; Mammalia; Rodentia; Muridae
Gene: Bmpr1a
Product: bone morphogenetic protein receptor type 1A
Biological process (GO): protein phosphorylation; cell surface receptor protein serine/threonine kinase signaling pathway; cellular response to growth factor stimulus
Cellular component (GO): signaling receptor complex; plasma membrane
Molecular function (GO): ATP binding; transmembrane receptor protein serine/threonine kinase activity
Source: RefSeq, a predicted model, not a curated record
UCGGCCCGCGCGAGACGAGGACUCUACGGCCGCGCGAGGGGCGACCGGGCCCGGGCCGCUGCACGCCGAGGGCGGAGGCCGAGCCGGGCCCCGCCGCCCCGCGGCUGUCCGUGCCCGCCUGCGCCGAGCGCUGGAGGAUGAGUUUCUCGGGAUCCCGAUUUAUGAAAAUAUGCAUCGCUUUGAUACUGUUUUGGAAUUCAUGAGAUGGAAGCAUAGGUCAAAGCUGUUUGAAGAAAUUGGAACUACAGUUUAAUCUAGCCACAUCUCUGAGAAGUCUGAAGAAAGCAGCAGGUGAAAGUCCUUGUCAAGUGAUUUUGUUCUUCUAUAAGGAAACCUCAUUCAGUAAGGUCAUUUACAUUACUGAAAUAGCAGGACCAGUUAUUCAAAGUGGCCGUGUACAGGACACGUGCAAAUUGGACAAUGACUCAACUAUACACUUACAUCAGAUUAUUGGGAGCCUGUCUGUUCAUCAUUUCUCAUGUUCAAGGGCAGAAUCUAGAUAGUAUGCUCCAUGGCACUGGUAUGAAAUCAGACUUGGAUCAGAAGAAGCCAGAAAAUGGAGUUACUUUAGCACCAGAGGAUACCUUGCCUUUCUUAAAGUGCUAUUGCUCAGGACACUGCCCAGAUGAUGCUAUUAAUAACACGUGCAUAACUAAUGGCCAUUGCUUUGCCAUUAUAGAAGAAGAUGAUCAGGGAGAAACCACAUUAACUUCUGGGUGUAUGAAGUAUGAAGGCUCUGAUUUUCAAUGCAAGGAUUCACCAAAAGCCCAGCUACGCAGGACAAUAGAAUGUUGUCGGACCAAUUUGUGUAACCAAUAUUUGCAGCCUACACUGCCCCCUGUCGUUAUAGGUCCCUUCUUUGAUGGCAGCAUCCGAUGGCUGGUUGUGCUCAUUUCCAUGGCUGUCUGUAUAGUCGCUAUGAUCAUCUUCUCCAGCUGCUUUUGUUAUAAACAUUACUGUAAGAGUAUCUCAAGCAGAGGUCGUUACAACCGUGAUUUGGAACAGGAUGAAGCAUUUAUUCCAGUAGGAGAAUCAUUGAAAGACCUGAUUGACCAGUCACAAAGCUCUGGUAGUGGAUCUGGAUUACCUUUGUUGGUUCAACGAACUAUUGCCAAACAGAUUCAGAUGGUUCGGCAGGUUGGUAAAGGCCGUUAUGGAGAAGUAUGGAUGGGUAAAUGGCGUGGUGAAAAAGUGGCUGUCAAAGUGUUUUUUACCACUGAAGAAGCUAGCUGGUUUAGAGAAACAGAAAUCUACCAGACGGUGUUAAUGCGUCAUGAAAAUAUACUUGGUUUUAUAGCUGCAGACAUUAAAGGCACUGGUUCCUGGACUCAGCUGUAUUUGAUUACUGAUUACCAUGAAAAUGGAUCUCUCUAUGACUUCCUGAAGUGUGCCACACUAGACACCAGAGCCCUACUCAAGUUAGCUUAUUCUGCUGCCUGUGGUCUGUGCCACCUCCACACAGAAAUUUAUGGUACCCAAGGAAAGCCUGCAAUUGCUCAUCGAGACCUGAAGAGCAAAAACAUUCUUAUUAAGAAAAAUGGAAGUUGCUGUAUUGCUGACCUGGGCCUAGCUGUUAAAUUCAACAGUGAUACAAAUGAAGUUGACAUACCCUUGAACACCAGGGUGGGCACCAAGCGGUACAUGGCUCCAGAAGUGCUGGAUGAGAGCCUGAAUAAGAACCAUUUCCAGCCCUACAUCAUGGCUGACAUCUAUAGCUUUGGUUUGAUCAUUUGGGAAAUGGCUCGUCGUUGUAUUACAGGAGGAAUCGUGGAGGAAUAUCAAUUACCAUAUUACAACAUGGUGCCCAGUGACCCAUCCUAUGAAGACAUGCGUGAGGUUGUGUGUGUGAAACGCUUGCGGCCAAUUGUGUCUAACCGCUGGAACAGUGAUGAAUGUCUUCGAGCCGUUUUGAAGCUGAUGUCAGAAUGCUGGGCUCAUAAUCCAGCCUCCAGACUCACAGCUUUGAGAAUCAAGAAGACGCUUGCAAAAAUGGUUGAAUCCCAGGAUGUAAAGAUUUGAUAGUUAAACAAUUUUGAGGGAGAAUUUAGACUACAAGAACUUCACCCAAGGAAUGGGUGGAAUUAGCAUGGAAUAGGAUGUUGGCUUGGUUUCCAAACUUCUUCCUCUACAUCUUCACAGGCUGCUAACAGUAAACCUUUCAGUACUCUACAGAAUACAAGAUUGGAACUUCAAACAUGUCGUUCUUUAUAUAUGGACAGCUUUGUUUUAAAUGUGGUUUUUUGAUGCUUUUUUUUUUUUUUUGGUUUUUAAUGAACUGCAUCAAGACUCCAAUCCUGAUAAGAAGUCUCUGGUCAAACUCUGGGUACUCACUAUCCUGUCCAUAAAGUAGUGCUUUCUGUGAAAGCCUUAAGAAAAUUAAUGAGCUCAGCAGAGACAGAGAAAGGCAUAUUUGCCUUCUACCAGAGAAAGCAUCUGUCUGUGUUCUGUCUUUGUAAACAGCAUAUAGAUUAUGAUCUCUUUGGGAUACUUCGUGGUUUAUGAUGGUGCACCAUGCCUUUGAUAUGCAUACCAGAAUUCCUCUACUGCCAUGAGGCUUAGAAGACAAGAAUGUAAAGGUUGCACAGGAGGGUAUUUGUGGCCAGUGGUUUAAAUAUGCAAUAUCUAAUUGACAUUCGCCAAUCUCAUAAAAGCCAUCUGCCUUGUAACUGUAGUAACUUCCCCACCAACUUUAUUUUUAGCAUAAUAGUUGUAAAGGCCAAACUCCGUGUAAAUUGUCCAUAGACGUAGAUUGUUUUCCCCAGUCACCAUUUUGUUCUCCUUUUGGUAAUUAUUUUUGUUAUAAAAUGCUUCCUAUCCAGAAUUGGAGCCCACCGUCUUGAACCAUACUUUGAAAGAAAUGCCUCUUCCUGGAGUCUGCCUUACUGCUUCUGAUUGUGUUGUACAUACCUGUGAUCAAAUUCUGAAGUCUUUGUUUUUAGUACCUCUUAAAAAGGGAAGUUGUUUAUCAUGUGUAAUGUGUUUUUAUUUUCAAAACCUGCAUAGCCUUCAGUCUAGCCAUGUUUUUCCUACAUACUCAAUUUUAUACCAAAACAGCUUACACAGGUCUCAUAUCUGAUCCUCAAUGGGAAAUGUUUUAAAAUAGAACUGUGUAUGAAUUUCAGAAUUCAUGCAUUAAAAACUUCAAACUAAAGCUUCACUAAAGUAGAUCUCAUAUCUCUUUUAUGAGGAUGUCAGCUGAUUCUUCAAUAACUGUAAAUGUAUUUUAGAGAUCUAAAUCUUUUGAAAUUUGGUUUUACAAUUUCUGGUCCCUAACUUGUGAAGACAAAGAGGCAGAAGUACCCAGGCACUACCCAUAUUUACACUGAACAUUAUUAAAUAAAAUGAUACAUAUUUUAUAGAAGCCUGGUUAUCUCAAAGAACAGUUCUGGUUCAAACUUAUACCAAUAUCAAACUAUUUAAAUGUUCUAAUCAAACAAGCCAUGGUGAGGGAGGGUCAAGUGACAUUGUCUCUUUGGAUGAAACAUAAUGGUGAUUCUAUCAAAACACAGAACAAUUGAAACUAAAUGGGAGGCAGGUAGAGCAUAUGUCCAUCUGUCCAUCUACAGACAUGACUAAACUUAGUAUAAUACCUACAGAUCAUAUCCCACAAAUUUGAGAUUUGUUUUACCUGUUUUGUUUAAUCAGUCUCAUCUAAUGUACCUAAAGCCUGAGAACACUGAGGUCUAAUUUUACCUAAGUUCAGUUAACCUGGAUAUAUUUUUCCUGGAUAAACUAAGUCUUGAAAGUCACUUACCAUCUUAACAAUAUAUCUAAGGAAUGUAAACUUCAUUCUUUGACAUGUUUAAAUUGGAGGCCACUGUAAUGAUUCUUUUCUACUUAGCUUGCUCUAAGAAAAGGCUGUCAGGAGUUAAUUGUGAGGCAGGCAGUGAGUGCUCCAGCCACUGCCUUCCCACGCUGCCAUCACUGCGUUCAUGGGGAACAGUGACGCUCUCUAAAUGGCAGCGCAAACGCUGCAGUUUUUCCUUAUUUGGAAUCCUAAAAUUGAAAGUUGCAUUAAUCUUACUAUGUUCUCCUCUCCUUAUUCUAAAUUUAAAAUUCAGUAAGUGAACUAUUUAAAGAAUGUAUCAGAACUUUGGCCAGUGAGAUAGCUCUGUAGAUAAAGGCACUUGGGCUGGAGAGAUGGCUCAGCAGUUGGCUCACUAACUGCUCUUCCACAGGUCCUGAGUUCAAUUCCCAGCAACCACAUGGUGGCUCACAACCAUCUGUAAUGGGAUUCAAUGCCUUCUCUGGUGUGUCUGAAAAGAACAACAGUGUGCUCAUGUAAAUAAAAUAAAUAAAUCUUU